UCCUUGCUGGAUGAGGUAUUGCAUGAGUUUGGCGUACAAGUAGCAGUGUAUUUCAAUUGGCAACUGCGCGCAAAUGAACAAGAAGCUGAUCCGCCGAUAAAAUCACAGAAGCUCAAGUAAAAGAAGUCAAUGGAGUACAAAAUAAGAACUAAAAAGUGGGGGCGUAGUGAUGCAUUUAGCAGUGAAUCCGAGAAAGGGCGGAUCCUUUAUGGUUCUCCUACUCCCGUUUUUGUUUCGUCCGCCCUUGAAAUUUGAAGUUCUCUCCCGGAGCCCGUGCACGCAUCACCGGCACUCCUUUGUCCCUUCAUUUCAUUUUAUGCACGUCCACUCUAGCUUCCGUGGAUCUUGCCCUUGCACAAAUUCCGAGAAUUUAAUCCGUUACUCACUACCGGCAACCUGUUACUCCCAGUUUCCUCACUCCCACCAACUCCAGUGCCUAAUGCUCCUCUUUUCUCUGGCUCACUUCCCUUCUAAAACCGGUAACUUCUUCCCCCUUCUUCACCACCACCAAAAAAAAUCUCAAACAAAAAAAAAAAAAAACAAGAAGAAGUCCCUGCUCUGCUUCACUGCAUAUGAGUCUAUGACUCCUUCCACAGACAAAAACUGAACAACUCAAACAACGUUAGAACUCCGAAUCGACAAUCAUGAGUGGUCUAAGCAAGCAUGGCGCUGCCCUCACCAUAAUCUUCGUCCUCUCAUUAGUGGCUCUCUUUGCCCAGCUCUUUUACUUUCUAUGGCGCCGCCGCGUCUUCCAACCUCAAACGCCACCCCAGGCAGCUACUACCACAGCCCCCACCAACUCCCACACAUUCUCCGACUCGUCCACUAACUUUGCCUCCUCAUUGUCUUCCUCUUCCAAAGAGCUCCUCUGCUUCCUCUGUCUCAGCAGCUCGCGAGUCGAACCCACCUCGACUCCACCGAGUCUGAACUCAACCGCCCAGGAGGAGGAUGACAUGGAGGUGAUCGACAUUUUCAAACUCCAGAACAUGUACGGACCCUCGAGGGUUCUCUUUACCAUUAAAGAAGAGGACAGCGAGAACGAUGCGGAGCCUGAAAAGCCUGCAGUGUGCUCGUCAGCCACCACGAAGCCUAAUACUACCACUAAGCGGGUGAGUUUAGAGGAGUGUUUUAAUGCGCCCGAUGAUGGGUCCAUCGGCGAGGAGGCGGAGGCAGUAGUGGCACUGGCAAUAGGAGGUGACCGUAUCAACAAUGCUGGUGAUCAAAGUGGGGUGAUGACGCCCAUUUCAACGCCUUGUGAAUCACCUUUGUAUUUUACUCCGUCGGCAUCACCGGUUGGCGGGGAGCUGGUCAGAUGCUAGAUCAGUCAUACGUGUCCCGAUAGGCACCGCUCUUAGUUGUGUCUGGGUACGCACGAGUUUAAGCGGGGAAGGGAAUUUUCCGGCUUCUUCUGCCCAGGACAAGUUUUGGGCUUUGGAGGCUGGAGCCAAGCCUGAGAAUUGUUCUUAGUGGCCGGGCCCAAAUUUUGUAACAACCACAAGUGUUCUUGGGCUUGUAUAGUGGAUUAUAGCCCAGUGAUCCACGUGCCCCGCUGGUUUGGAUGGCAGAGUCCACUUCAAUUAGACCUGAUGUUCGUUUGCCCCGAAACGUACAGUUGUCAAAAAAAUAUGUAUUUUCAUAUGUUUUCUUUACUACGAGGAGAGAACAUCCCCAAGCCCAUUUUGUUGCAAACAGAUCCUUGGCAAUUUGUUGCAAGAAAAAUUUGCCCAGCGUCCAUUUUCUUCUUUUAUAAGACACAGUCAAAUUGCAGGAAGUCUCGCCGCUGUUUCGUGCUCUUUGUAAUAAGGUAUUUGUGUAAUUGAUGAUCACGAAA
Molecule: messenger RNA, 1831 nt
Organism: Coffea arabica (coffee)
Lineage: Eukaryota; Viridiplantae; Streptophyta; Magnoliopsida; Gentianales; Rubiaceae
Source: RefSeq, a predicted model, not a curated record